Fusarium fujikuroi IMI 58289 is the source of this 1815-nucleotide messenger RNA. RefSeq lists its product as uncharacterized. Lineage: Eukaryota; Fungi; Ascomycota; Sordariomycetes; Hypocreales; Nectriaceae. The record is from RefSeq and is a predicted model, not a curated record. Gene Ontology annotation, molecular function: protein binding. The transcript is spliced from 2 exons. Bases 1 to 1815 code for a protein of 604 amino acids.
AUGAUGGACAGAACAUCUCUGGCAAGUCUUCCAGAUGAUAUUGUUCUCGAUAUUGUCGAGCAUCUCGACACAGCUCGUGACGUAGCUCACGUUUCCGCCUUGACGAAGCAUCUCCAAAGUCUCAUACGCCAAGAUGGCUGGCGUACCUUCGUCAAGACUCGGUUCCCAUCCCUCCAGAUAGACACAGAUCCAGAGAGUCUCUGGAGUUCUGUUGCAGAUCGUGCAACGUACUUGGAUCGUUGCUGGGAAAAGCGCGGCUUCUGGGUCAAUGUGUUGCAUGAAAAGAAGAACCAGCCAGAAAGAUUCCAGCGUCGAGUUGCUGGAAGCCAGUCAGUGCUGUUCCAUUCUGUCAUUGAUGCGCGGCUUAUGUCGUCGCCGAACAAUGAGGUUAUUGCCGCCGGCGUGGGUGAGAAUCUUAUGGUCUGCAUAAAACCUGUUGAUGGACAGCAAGAUACCUGGUAUCAGAUUGGGGGCCACGAUCAUGGCUAUCGAGCUGGCACUGGAGAUGUUACAGCAACUUCUGUCACAGAGAGUGAUGGGAUACCGAACAUUGUUGUUGGGAGGGCUAACGGUGACAUUAGCAUACACUCUGGCAAAGACAAGUUUGCAACAGUCGCAAGACACUUGAAUCCAACGGACGAGGCACUUCUGAGCCAUGCCUCCGAUCCUAUGCGGAAAUCCCCUGGCCAAGUGGCAGUCUCAUCUCUACAGUGGCAUCCGGAGACGAAUCUCCUGGCAAGCGGUAAAGGCUCGGUUUUGACUCUCUACAAUCUCAGUGUGUCAGAUGACCAAGUACUGAGCCCUUUGGAUUACCAUGAAUUCUCUAAAACUAGUCCUGCAGAUGAGGCGUCACUCUUACGCAGCACCAAGUUCAUGGGCAAAGAUAUCGUGGCUUGCGCUUUAGGCGGAACUCGUAAUCCUCUGCGUUUGGGGCAGCUCACCCCGACUGGCUUACAAUUUUUCAACGCUCAUAGUAACUCUAUGCACGUAGACGAUGCUUCGAGGUUGAUAAGUGGAGGAGUCAGUGAGAAGACCACAGUUCGAGCAAUCGAGCCAGUUAGGGGCGGAAGUGAAAAUCUUCUUUUGACUAUUAACCCCUUAUUCAGGCUUUUAGAUAUCCGAACACCUUCACCACAAGACGCAGUAUACCGUGAUCGCUUUCAACCCUACCAAGCAGGUAGUUCUCUCCUUGUGUAUGGUACAGAGCGCUUUGUAUCCGGCAGUAACACAGCACCGGAUAUCCGUCUAUUUGACUUCAGGUACCCAAAGCCAUAUCAUCACACAACUGCUCUUCCAUGCUCGCCACAAUGGCCCUUUCCCAGCCAGAAGGAUGAUCACAUUAUGAAGCAAGGAUGGGCGCCAGAGCAUCAACCUCAGAAAUGCGAUCCUCAAAACGGGGUAUUGUGUUACUGGCAUGGAGCUUCAAGGCGAAACUACUGGCGUCCCGAUGCUACCAUUCAUAUUGGCAGUCCCACAUAUGACAGGAUCUAUUGUCUGGCAAAAGCGUCUGAUCUUUCAGAUACCAUAUACUGUGGCGUUCGCGGUGCCAUUCUCGAGAUGAACCUCCAUCUCACAGAGGACAUGGUGCAUAAUCAUAACCAACGAACUACCCCUACAGAUUGGAGCAUGGGGAGACCCGGAGGCAAAAUCUCGCUGAUCGAGACAGGCGUGAGCCUUACCCAGACGAAGGAAUGGUCGCUGGAUAAUCGUGGUGUUCCAGAGCUCGUCGUUCAGCAGCCUCGACCUCGUAAACGAAUAGAUUUAUCAGACGAGGAAAAGAGACACCGCUUGGACUAUGCGUUUCAUAGAUUAUAG